AUGUUAGAAGAAAAUGCUUCUAUGCGUCUGCAAAAAGCCCAACAACCACAAGUAACCUCAUCCCCAAUCACAUACGUUGCCACCGUCAGUAUCACCACUCCUCUUCCUUCACAAUUCACUCCAAGCGAAAACAUGGCGCACACUCUAACCAACACAUUCCUGCAAAUUAAACCAUUGUCUCCUCCGCUUGUACCCAUCAAGAAGGUAAAGGCGAGUGCAGUGAGGAAUUUUAACCUGCAGGUGACGUGCAGGAAAAAAGACAUUCACCCGGAAUUUCAUGAGGACGCUAAAGUGUAUUGCAAUGGAGAAUUGGUGAUGACCACAGGUGGGACUCAGAAGGAGUACGUAGUUGAUGUUUGGUCCGGUAACCAUCCGUUUUACCUCGGUAACCGCUCGGCUGUCCUUGUCGACGCCGACCAGGUCGAGAAGUUUCGCAAAAAAUUCGGUGAAUUGUCUCAGAUUAUGGAAAUUCCUGUUCUUAAAGGCGAAAUUAUUUUGCCUUCUAGGAAAAAGUCUGCCAAAGGGAAAAAGAAGUAAACAAGAAAGAGGGUUUGUGUUUUAUUUUGGUAAUCGUGUAAUUGCCUGUUAGUUCUUUGAUGGAAUGCAUAUUAUUUGGGUAUGUUAAUUUGGCUAGCAUAUUCUCUUUAAGUUAUUUGCUAUGUUUUCUUGUGA
This is a messenger RNA of Ricinus communis (castor bean), 672 nucleotides long. RefSeq names its product 50S ribosomal protein L31, chloroplastic. Gene Ontology annotation, biological process: translation. The transcript has 3 exons. The record is from RefSeq and is a predicted model, not a curated record. Gene Ontology annotation, molecular function: structural constituent of ribosome. Gene Ontology annotation, cellular component: ribosome. NCBI's taxonomy places the organism in Eukaryota, Viridiplantae, Streptophyta, Magnoliopsida, Malpighiales, Euphorbiaceae. The coding region runs from base 1 to 537 and encodes 178 amino acids.